CCACGAUAAGGGGUCAAUAUUCAAACACAAAGACUCAAGGAGCGGUGUAUAUUCAAACAUGAGUUUUCUUAUAAUCCAUAUUUUCUUUAUGUGCUUACUAGGAUCAUCAGCUGAUACCAAUUACGAAAAAUAUUUGGAGGCACGACUUUCUCAAACAGAAACUGAUGUAAAAGACCUACGAGCCGAUUUGAAUCUUCUUAAACUACAAAACGACGCUUUAUUAGAAGCUCUUGGAUCCCAGAAUACCAAAGAAAAGCGUCUGCUUCUUGGACCGACAACAGUUCACCAGCAGUACGUCACAUUCUACGUCAGACUUGGGAAACACUACACCACCCUAAACGAUCAGGAGACCAUUAUAUUUGACAGCAUCGUUACAAAUGCCGGACAGGGCUAUGACAAGUACACCGGAAUAUUCGUCUGUCCAAUCAGUGGUUUCUAUCAGUUUGCCGCCACAAUCGUAUCAGACGGCGGAACGGACAAAAAUUUGGACGCAGAGCUAAUGCACAACGGGAAACAAAUCGCGCAUUUACACGCCACUUUAUACGGAAAUGACGAAGGUACUCAAAUAGCCAACAUACACUGUGCUCAGGGGGAAAGGAUAUGGAUCCGCCACCUUCAGGGGGCAACGGACGCCAGAAGUAUGCCACCCGGGUUUAGUUCGUUCUCAGGGGCACUUCUUCAUGCCGAUUCUCCCUGAAAUUGUACAUGGUGUGAUCUUGAUAUUCAUAGAGUUUGUUGGUAGCUAUAGUUAUCAAUAAACUAAAUCUUUUGGCAAAAA
Molecule: messenger RNA, 778 nt
Organism: Ostrea edulis (European flat oyster)
Lineage: Eukaryota; Metazoa; Mollusca; Bivalvia; Ostreida; Ostreidae
Product: complement C1q-like protein 4
Exons: 3
Coding region: 59-697 (212 amino acids)
Molecular function (GO): protein binding
Source: RefSeq, a predicted model, not a curated record